Lolium perenne is the source of this 1390-nucleotide messenger RNA. RefSeq names its product BTB/POZ and MATH domain-containing protein 1-like. NCBI's taxonomy places the organism in Eukaryota, Viridiplantae, Streptophyta, Magnoliopsida, Poales, Poaceae. The record is from RefSeq and is a predicted model, not a curated record. Gene Ontology annotation, molecular function: protein binding. Gene Ontology annotation, biological process: protein ubiquitination.
CCUACCGCCUCGCCGCCGCUCCCCCAGGCCCCAGCGCCGCCGCGCCUAGUUCCCAAUCUCCCACGAUGGUCGCACCCCAGGAUCAAGGCGCGAAGACGUCGUCGAGGUGCACGCCGGGGACGGCGCGGGCCACGCACGCGUUCGAGAUCGUUGGGUACAGCCUGCACAAGGGCCUUGGCAGCGGUAAAUGUAUCUGUUCCGCCACCUUCUCCGUCGACGGCCAUGAAUGGCGUAUCCUCUACUACCCCGACGGCUACACCAAGGAGGACAACGAAGAGUACGUCUCUGUCUUCGUCCAGCUCAUCGGUGACGGUGAGGGCGGCGAGGUGAGGGCGCUCUUGGACUUGAGGCUAGUGGAGGAGGCAUCCGGGCUGUCCAUGUCAGUGGUCUCAAAGGGAUCGCCAAUAACAUUCAAGGCCGGUACCAUCCGGGGAUACCCAAAGUUCAAGAAAAGGAGCGAGCUGGAAGCAUCGCCAUACCUGCGGGAUGACCGCCUUGUGAUAGAGUGCGAGAUCACUGUCAUCAAGGAAGCACGCGUGAUGCAGACCUCGCCGGUCUUUCAGGCAAUGGUGCCGCUCUCUGACUUGUCGGGUAAUCUUGCCGAACUGUUGGAGGCACAGGAUGAAGCGGAUGUGAUUUUCAAGGUUAAAGGCGAGACAUUCCCUGCUCACAAGAUCAUCCUUGCAAUGCGGUCACCGGUCUUCAAGGCGCAGUUCUACGGGCCAAUGAAGGACAAGAGGAUGAGGAACGUAACAGUUGAAGAUAUCCAGCCUGCUGUCUUCAAGGGCUUGGUUCACUUCAUAUAUACUGACUCACUGCCUUCCAUGGAUGAUCUUGAUGAUGGUGAGUACGACGAAAUGGUCAAGCACUUGCUGGUGGCUGCAGAUAGGUAUGCAGUGGAAAGUAUGAAGAUGCUGUGCGAAGGCAUUCUUUGCAAGAAUCUUGAUGUUGAGAGUGUGGCGACCACAUUGGGUCUAGCUGAUCAGUAUCACUGCAGCAUGCUCAAAGAUGCCUGCGUUGAAUUUAUCAUCUCUUCGGACAGAAUGAAGGAUGUGUUGGUAACCGAAGGAUAUGUGCAUCUGAAAAAGUCAAGACCUGCUGUCUUAGUUGAUAUGUUCGAGAAAUUAACCCUGCUUCACAAUAUUUAGAAUGCCCGGCCAUCAUGUGAAACUUCAGAUAAUCAGCUUAGUUAUAUCUGGGCACCUGAGAUGAACUAGUCCCAUCUUCUAGUUUUCACUUUUCAGAGGUAUAUUUGAUGAAGCUGCUGUCGAAGAUAUGUUGGAUGAAGUUGAGUCGAUCCUGCGGAGUUUGGUAUGCUCAUCUUUGACUUCUGGUCUUGAUAGUAUUUUGGUUAAUGCAUUGCCAUCUGAGCUUGUGAUGUCUGUAGUUA